Molecule: messenger RNA, 708 nt
Organism: Lottia gigantea (owl limpet)
Lineage: Eukaryota; Metazoa; Mollusca; Gastropoda; Lottiidae
Exons: 2
Coding region: 1-708 (235 amino acids)
Source: RefSeq, a predicted model, not a curated record
AUGGACAGAGAUGCAUUUAAAAAGGACAUUAAAAAGAAAUUAGAACCUAAACAAAUUCAACAACCACCGUUUCCUUCUUCUCAUCAAAUAGAAUAUCCCAUUGAAUAUGAUGGAAUUAUAAUUAGGACAUUAGAUGAUAUAAAUCAUUAUUUUUCAAACCCUGACCCAGAUUUACCAAAGAGCAUUUCGUCAAUCGUUGAUAAUCAAGGUUUAUUGUUUAAUGGAUAUAGAAUAAGAUUUGAAAAAUUUUACCCUUUAUUCAAAAUCGAUACAAAAGACUUUACAUUUACAACAACAGAUUUAAUGAAUGGUGGGGAUUCUGAUAUUGCCGAUCGCAAGGAUUUAGUAGAAUACUUAAAAUUUCUACAUCUAAUUAAAAAGACAGGACCCAACACAAAAAGAUUACAAGCAGUUGAAACAUAUUUAAAUAAAUAUGAAGAGGAUGUAGAUGAUUAUGGAGAAAAUUAUCCACCAAUCAUACAAGAAAUAGAUGAAUUCGAAGAUAUGGUAUGUGGACAAGGUAUGACGUUUUUAUCUGAUAAUAAUGAAGAAUUGCUUAAUAGAUUACGAGUAAUAUUAGCGGCAAUGAAGGAAGGACAUCGAUCACACAGACAAUAUACUGAAGUAAAUUAUAUAUUAAAAAGACUCCUAGAAAAAGGUAUCAUAGAUAAAAAUGAUUAUAAAAGCGUGAUUAAAAAUGUCAAAUAA